AUGUUGGUGAAUCCGUGUUGUAGACCAGCCUUUGCUAAUUUAUUUAUAUCUGAAUUAACCUACAUAAUAAAUUUAAAAAUUAAAAAUUUUUUCACUAAAAAUCAGAAUGCUACUAAAAUACCCGUUCCUGCAGCUUACAACGAUUUAUCAUUCGAAAGGGAUCUACAAAAUCAUGUUGGGUGGGUUUGGUACCAACGCCAUUAUUGGCUACCUAGUACCUUAAUUAAUAAUCAAAAUAAUCGUCCUCGAUCAUUUUUACAUUUUGGAAGUGUUCAGUAUUUUGCUAUAGUGUAUUUAAAUGGUAAAGAAAUUGGAAGGCAUGUAGGCGGACAUUUACCUUUCCAAUUUGAACUGGAAUUAAUACAAAAUUUUCCAAAUUUAAUUACAGUUGCUGUAAACAAUACGCUUUCGAGUUAUACUAUUCCACCUGGCGAAUUUAAUAUUAUAAAUUUGUGA
Molecule: messenger RNA, 456 nt
Organism: Meloidogyne enterolobii
Lineage: Eukaryota; Metazoa; Nematoda; Chromadorea; Rhabditida; Meloidogynidae
Source: the annotation of a GenBank genome assembly